Thlaspi arvense is the source of this 234-nucleotide messenger RNA. Lineage: Eukaryota; Viridiplantae; Streptophyta; Magnoliopsida; Brassicales; Brassicaceae. The record is from the annotation of a GenBank genome assembly.
AUGGGCUCUUAUGACUUACUCUAUUAUUUAUCUUUGGCUCAGCUUGGAGAAGCGCUAAAACAUAGAAUCCCAAACUUGAACAAGGACGAGAUUCAAGGGAUGUACAUUUCGUUAGACGAAGACAAAGAUCAAAGAAUAAGUAAGAACGACUUCUUGUCCUGCUUAAGAAAAAACCCACUUCGCAUAGCUAUCUUCCCAAUCGAAAAUACAAACGCCGACUUCCUUAUAUGUUGA